Molecule: messenger RNA, 1266 nt
Organism: Paramecium octaurelia
Lineage: Eukaryota; Ciliophora; Oligohymenophorea; Peniculida; Parameciidae
Source: the annotation of a GenBank genome assembly
AUGUUAUAACAGCACCCAUAUUUAAAUUAGCCGGAAAAUGUUGCUAACAAAUACAAUAAACCUGUCAAUUUGAGCCAACAACUUAGUUUUUCUAAAAGUUUACCUGGCCAAGGAUUACAGCCAGAAUAAAACUAUGCAACUCCAUAAUGGCAAAAGUAAAUGAACCCUUAAUUCUCAAAUCAACAGCCACAAAUUUAAACUAUCUAAUCAAAGUACAUCCCACAACAGUAGACUAUUUAUCAACCUUAAACAACUUAUGUUUAAUAAACACAAUAAUAAUUUGUACCAAUUGGUUAUCCUCAAUAAUAAUAAUUCAGAUAAAGUUCUCCUCAACGAAUAAUCAAGGUGAAUUAAUAACCACAAUAACAAUAAGCAAUCUACCGACAACCAGAAGCAAGAAUUCCAGAAUAUUACCCACCUCCUCCUAUCUACUAUGAUGAGCCGUUCUACUAUGAAGAACCUAUUUAUUACCCUCCUCAAAAAUAAUCAAUCACUUUACCUCCAACUCAGUUUGAUAAUUAUUUUCAUCCUAACUAAGUCAGUUUCAUUAGGAAUCUUGAUGAUGGACCAAAAUACCCAGAGUACCCUUUUAAGGCUUUGGAUAUUCGAGAUUAUUUUAACAAAGCACUAAUAGAUAUGGCUACCUAAGAAGAGAAGAUUGAAAGAGCUAAAAUAUAGGUCUGUUCUUUACUUGACUUUAGAAUUAAUGGUUUAUUUAAUCAGUUAGAUUAAAAUUAAACAGGAUAACUCUCCAAAGAGGAAUUUGCAGUUGGAUUAAAAGCAUUUUCAUUGUAGGCUGAAUAAUGUGAUAUCACAUUGUUAUUUGAAGAAUUUGGGGAUUAAGGAAUGAUGGAUAUACAAUAAUUUGGAAAUAUGAUAAAACCAUAAACAGAUCUUAAAAAUACAAAAGCAUUUUAAUAAGAUGAUGUAAAGGUACUUCCAGAAACUAAACUUUUAAUCAGAAAUUUAUUUGUCACUUUAUUAAAUGCUGAGAGUGUGUAUGAAGGUCUUAGAUAAUACUUAAUAUCAAAAGAAGAAGAACUGAGAGAAAAUAUUCAAUAUGAGUAGAUAUUUGAAGACAUUUUUUCAAACGAUCACCCUAAUAAUUUAAGAUUUUAUCUUUAAAAUCAAGGAUAAUAUUUUGACAUGGCAGUGAUUAAUAGCUUAUUUAAUAGAUUCGACAGAGAAUGCACAAAAAGAAUAACAUAAGAUUAAUUUAUUUUUGCAUUUUAACCAAAGUUAAAGAAAGAUGACAAUUGCUUGUGA